AUGGAUGGCCCGGCGCGGGGCCAUGGACUCCGCAAGAAGCGGCGGUCGCGGUCGCAGCGAGACCGGGAGAGGCGCUCCCGGGGCGGGCUGGCGGGCGGCGCGGCGGGCGGCGGCGGGGCUGGCCGGCCCCGGGCGCCCUCGCUCGCCUCGUCGUCGGGCUCCGACAAGGAAGACAAUGGGAAGCCCCCGUCCUCCGCCCCGUCCCGGCCCAGACCCCCGCGGAGGAAGCGGCGAGAGUCCACCUCGGCCGAAGAGGACAUCAUCGAUGGAUUUGCCAUGACCAGCUUUGUCACUUUUGAAGCGCUGGAGAAAGAUGUAGCACUUAAGCCUCAGGAACGUGUGGAGAAACGCCAGACCCCUCUGACCAAGAAGAAACGAGAAGCACUUACCAACGGCUUGUCCUUUCACUCAAAGAAGAGCAGACUCAGCCACCCCCAUCACUACAGCUCGGACCGAGAAAAUGAUCGCAAUCUCUGCCAGCACCUUGGGAAAAGGAAGAAAAUGCCCAAGGGACUCAGACAGCUCAAGCCGGGGCAGAACAGCUGCAGAGACAGUGACAGUGAGAGCGCCAGCGGAGAAUCCAAGGGCUGCCACCGGAGCAGCUCUCGGGAGAGGCUCAGUGAUAGCUCGGCUCCUUCCAGCUUGGGAACAGGCUACUUCUGUGACAGUGACAGUGACCAGGAAGAGAAGGCAUCUGAUGCCGGCUCUGAAAAACUCUUCAACACUGUUGUAAACAAAGAUCCGGAGUCAGGUGUUGGCACGCUGCCCGAACAUGACAGCCGAGAUGCAGGGCCGAUUGUCCCCAAGAUAUCGGGUCUAGAGAGAAGCCAGGAGAAGAGCCAGGACUGUUGCAAAGAGCCGAUCUUUGAGCCUGUGGUGCUUAAAGACCCCUGUCCCCAGGUCCCACAGCCGCUCCCCCCACCCCCCACAGAGCCCCAGCCCCGCGCACCUUCUCCAGGGCCCAACCUGGUGCAGCGCCCUGAGGCCCCAGCUCAGCCCCCACCUCCAAGUACACAGCCACCACAGGCCCCCCCAGAGGCCCAGCUACAGCCCACUCCACAGCCUCAGGCGCAGAGGCCGGCCCGGCCCCAGUCCCCUGGCCAGCUGCUCCACCAGGGCCUGCCACCGGUGCAGGCCCACGCCACGUCUCAGAGCCUCUCCCAGCCGCUGUCCGCCUACAACAGCAGUAGCUUAAGCCUCAAUAGUCUAAGCAGUAGCAGAAGCAGCACUCCGGCAAAGACUCAGCCCGCGCCCCCUCACAUCUCCCACCACCCCUCCGCCUCCCCGUUCCCGCUCUCACUGCCCAACCACAGCCCUCUGCACAGCUUCACACCCACCCUCCAGCCCCCUGCUCACUCACAUCACCCCAAUAUGUUUGCCCCUCCCACGGCUCUGCCUCCUCCACCACCGCUGACAUCAGGGAGUUUGCAGGUGCCGGGACAUCCGGCCGGGAGCACUUACUCAGAGCAAGACAUCUUGCGACAAGAGCUGAACACACGGUUUCUGGCCUCUCAGAGCGCCGACCGUGGGGCCUCGCUGGGCCCUCCGCCCUACCUGCGGACGGAGUUCCACCAGCACCAGCACCAGCACCAGCACACGCACCAGCACACGCACCAGCACACCUUCACGCCGUUCCCCCACGCCAUCCCGCCCGCCGCCAUCAUGCCGACGCCAGCACCUCCCAUGUUUGACAAAUACCCUACAAAAGUUGACCCAUUCUACCGGCACAGUCUCUUCCAUUCCUACCCUCCUGCAGUCUCGGGCAUCCCCCCCAUGAUUCCACCCACUGGCCCCUUUGGUUCACUACAAGGAGCAUUCCAGCCGAAGACAUCCAACCCUAUUGACGUUGCUGCUCGACCCGGGACCGUCCCGCACACGCUGCUGCAGAAGGACCCGAGGUUGACAGAUCCUUUCAGACCUAUGUUAAGGAAACCAGGGAAGUGGUGUGCUAUGCAUGUGCACAUUGCCUGGCAGAUUUACCACCACCAACAGAAAGUCAAGAAACAGAUGCAGUCAGACCCGCACAAGCUGGACUUUGGACUGAAGCCUGAGUUCCUGAGCCGCCCUCCAGGCCCCAGUCUCUUCGGAGCCAUCCACCACCCCCAUGACCUGGCACGGCCCUCAACUUUGUUCUCUGCCGCUGGUGCUGCACACCCAACCGGGACCCCUUUUGGGCCACCUCCUCAUCACAGCAACUUUCUUAACCCCGCUGCACACCUAGAGCCUUUUAAUCGGCCGUCCACGUUCACAGGCCUGGCAGCAGUUGGUGGCAAUGCCUUCGGGGGACUUGGAAACCCUUCAGUUACACCCAACUCAGUGUUCGGCCACAAGGAUGGCCCCAGUGUGCAGAGCUUUAGCAGCCCUCACGAGCCCUGGAACCGGCUGCACCGAACGCCUCCGUCGUUCCCGACCCCUCCGCCCUGGCUGAAGCCAGGGGAGCCGGAGCGCAGCGCGCCCGCUGCAGCUCAUGACAGAGAUAGAGAUGUAGAUAAACGAGACUCCUCCGUUAGUAAAGAUGACAAAGAAAGGGAAAGUGUUGAGAAAAGACACUCCAGUCAUCCGUCACCAGCACCUGUCCUCCCGGUGAACACCCUGGGACACAGCCGCAGCUCCACGGAACAGAUCAGGGGGCAUCUGAAUACUGAGGCUCGCGAGAAAGACAAACCCAAAGAGAGGGAGCGAGACCACGCAGAGUCCCGCAAGGACCCGGCCACCGAUGAGCACAAGGCGAAGGAGGGCCACCUGCCCGAGAAGGACGGGCACGGCCAGGAGGGGCGCGCCGGGGGCGACGAGGCCAAGCAGCUGGCCCGUGGGCCGUCCCCGUACGUGCGGGCCCCCGCUGUGGAGGGCGCCAGGCCCAACAGUACCUCGAGCCGUGAGGCUGACCAGCGCAAGAGCGAGCCGGCCUACGAGCACCCCAAGAAGAGCUCAGAGGUCAAGGUAAAGGAGGAGCGCAAGGAGGACCAUGACCUGCCCCCCGAGGCCCCACAGGCCCACCGGGCCUCGGAGCCGCCACCUCCCAGCUCCUCGUCCAGCGUGCACCCGGGGCCCUUGGCCUCCAUGCCCAUGACGGUGGGGGUGGCGGGCAUUCACCCCAUGAACAACCUCGGCAGCCUGGACAGGACUCGCAUGAUGACACCCUUCAUGGGCAUCAGCCCCAUCCCGGGCGGGGAGCGCUUCCCGUACCCUUCUUUCCACUGGGACCCCAUCCGGGACCCCCUGAGGGACCCCUACCGAGAACUGGACAUCCACCGGAGAGACCCUCUGGGCAGGGACUUCCUGCUGAGGAGCGACCCCCUCCACCGUCUCUCGACUCCCCGGCUGUACGAAGCCGACCGCUCCUUCCGGGACCGGGAGCCUCACGACUACAACCACCACCACCACCACCACCACCACCCCCUGUCCGUGGACCCGCGGCGCGAGCACGAGCGGGGGGCCCACCUGGACGAGCGCGAGCGCCUGCACGUGCUCCGGGAGGACUACGAGCACCCCCGGCUCCACUCGGUCCACCCCGCCUCCCUCGACGGACACCUGCCCCACCCCGGCCUCAUCACCCCGGGGCUCCCCAGCAUGCACUACCCCCGGAUCAGCCCCACCACGGGCCACCAGAACGGGCUGCUCAACAAGACGCCCCCGACGGCCGCGCUGAGUGCCCCGCCCCCGCUCAUCUCCACGCUGGGGGGCCGCCCCGUCUCCCCCCGAAGGACUACCCCUCUGUCCGCAGAGAUGAGGGAGAGGCCGCCGUCCCACACCCUGAAGGACAUCGAGGCUCGGUGAGGGGGGGCGCGGGAGAGGAAGAGGAGCCCCCCGCACGGUGACACCGGACUGUAAACCUAGCGAGCUGACAGACUGAGGGAGCGGCCCCAGCCCUUCCCCUUGUACAAAGUGUAUAGACUCCAGUGCAGAUUUUGAAAUGUUUUUGUAUAUUCUAUGUGGAAAUUUUUCAGAUCUUUUAGCCAAGUCAUCUGUUCUUACGUCUCCUACACUUCUUUUUUUCUCGUAUAAAACUUUGAUUUGAACCAAAACAGUGAAGACCACCACACACAGCAAUUUGAUGAUGAUUUGGGCGGGGGGGUUUCCACACAAUCCACCUGCAAAGCUGUUUCAGAUGAGAAGGGAAGGCCUGUACAUAGUUCUGUAAAAAAAAGACCGCUUCAUGAGCUAACGGUUCAUAUAUGCAAAAGGGUAAGAUGAAAGCUUUACUUUGUACAAAUGUAAAUAGUUAAAGAGUAAGUAACAUAACACGUUAAUACUUCUUAAAAUGUGCUAUUUGCAAACUCACUAUCAGUGAACACGGUCGGCCCGACUGCGUUCCCGUGUGUUGUUAUAGACAGCUAAACCCUUCAACUAUGCAAUGAAUGUCAGGGCUUUUCACCAAAGCCCGCCUAACUCAAAGGAGCCUUUUCCAGUCCAUUUACAGCAUACUUAAGGUCAUAUUUUCCCUGAACAAACGCUUACGUGAUAACGACUCUGUUUUCUUUGCUUGUUUUUUCAAAUGGAGAAACAACUGAUUUUGCAGAUUGGGCCCCAGGCUGGAACUUUGCACCUGAAGUUGCUGGCCAUGGGCGUUGGGGGCGGGGGCAGGUGCGCCCCGGAAAGGCAACUGAGCAGUCAGGCCAGGGAGGAUGGGGUUUGUCAGAUGCCAAAAUCAGGGGCCGGGUGGUGGCAUCCGUCAGGCAUAGGCACGUCACCAGAACCCGGUCCCUGUCACCCGGUCCCCAUCGGUCAGGGGAUGUCAUACACACCUCAUGUGGGAACCAUGCCUUUUCAGUGUGUCCUAUCUCAUAUCUGUACACACUUCCUUGUUUUAUAAAGAGAGUCAGUUACACCCAAACAGAUCCUGAAAGAAAGCUUCAAGUUUUCUCAGAUGAUGGAUAUGUUU
Messenger RNA from Loxodonta africana (African savanna elephant), 4882 nucleotides. RefSeq names its product activator of transcription and developmental regulator AUTS2 (gene AUTS2). Bases 1 to 3777 code for a protein of 1258 amino acids. The record is from RefSeq and is a predicted model, not a curated record. The transcript is spliced from 19 exons. NCBI's taxonomy places the organism in Eukaryota, Metazoa, Chordata, Mammalia, Proboscidea, Elephantidae.